CUGCUUGAUCCCAACUCGUUCUCCUUCACCAACUUCGCCAAUGCGCCGCCUGGGUACUACACUCCCACUCCGGGAGGCACCAACACCAUCUACCACCCGCAGGCCGGUGACCUGCACACACCCACUCUGGGUCUCGGCAUGGGGCUCGGCACUCCGUUGUCGAUGCCCACGUCGGAGGGCGCGAUGAACUCCGGGCCGGCCAUGAUGGACCUCGCCGGUUACCAGGGGAUGCACGCCCAGCAGUUCCCGCCGCAUUUCAACCCCUUCAUCCAGGCUGCGGCGCCACAGCAGUCCUUUGCACCUUCGACAUUUGUGCACCAGGACACCGGCUAUGAGACCAUGGAGCAGGAUGGAUCGCCCAUGAACUCUGACCCAUCUGAGGAAAGGAUGGCCUCAAUCGACAGUGCGUUUCACAACUCACCCAUGGUCGGUUUUCAACAAGGGGCCCAAUUUGGCGGCAUGCCCAUGGCCGCUGCCCUACCGCCAUCUGCUGAGAAGUUCCGCUUCCACUCGACCCUCAACGCGCCCACGGCCAUGAUCAAGCACGCGGACGAGAUCCCUGUGACUUAUCUUAACAAAGGCCAGGCUUACUCUCUUUCCAUCGUGGAUACCAAUGCCACCAUCCCUGUUGCUCCCGGCACCAAGUUCCGCACGUUUGUGCGUAUCUCUUUUGAGGAUGAGCAACAGAGACAGAAGCCUGGAGUUUGCUGGGCUUUAUGGAAGGAGGGAAGAGGCACGAACGAGGCCCACCAAAGAGGAGGAAAACUACAGGCUGUGGAAUAUGUGGAAGCCGGUCAACCUACCGAAGGUGACGACAAGAGAACCCGUAUCGAGUUGGAAUCGUCAUCUUUCGAUGGAUUCUCCGUCGUCUGGACCCCUGGCAUCAACGGCGGCCCAGAGUGCAACAUUGCUGUCCGCUUCAACUUCUUGUCGACGGACUUCAGUCACUCAAAGGGCGUGAAGGGUAUUCCGGUUCGACUAUGCGCCAAGACUAUGACUCUUCCCUCAGACCCUUCUCAGCCGGCUGCGGACGCCAACCCCGAGAUCUGUUUCUGCAAGGUCAAGCUCUUCCGCGACCAUGGAGCCGAACGCAAGCUUUCCAACGACGUCGCACACGUCAAGAAGACAAUCGACAAACUCAAGCAGCAAAUCGCACAGGCCGAGAGCGGGAUGAAGGACUUUGGCAAGCGCAAGAGGUCCUCAGCCACAUCACAAGUGAAGGGCGCGGAUCAACGACCCGGCAAGGUUCAGAAACACAAGCGAACCUGGUCAAUGUCUUCGACGAGUUCGGCGGGGGGCACCCGCCCCCCUCUUGAAGAAGACUUGCAUUUCAAGCUCCAGACACUGCAGGACAUGUUCACGAGCACAAGGCCAGUCAGUGUGCUUUACCUUCGCGGCGAAGAACUCGACGACCCCGAUCUCCAUCCUGUGUCUCUCCCCGGGGAGCAGGGUGACCUUGCAAAGGUGGAAUCUCGGGAAGGGCCAGCCUGGCAAGCACGCAGUGGACGGAGCUCUGUUGCAGGCUCCUCUUUGGUCUCUCCAUCGCCGAGCUCUCUGUCGUUGGUGUCUCAGGCCUCGGCAGUGCCAAACCGACAAUGGUCUGCCUUUGAUGGCGAGGGAUCUGGAGAGCCUGCGUCACGACAGGGCUCCGACCAGCCGACGAAGGUCAGCAAGACCGAUGACACAGGCAACUUGAGCGGCUGGAUCGAGGCCUUGGGGGUCGACCCGUCUUACCGCCCCCCUCCUGAGCGUGUCGCCAAGCCUGUCGCUUGCUUCUACCUCGUCCGACCCAACUCGAACGAGCCCGAGAAGCGCGAGUAUUACAGGGCCAUCUACUUGGCUCAGCGCAACCUGAAGGAUUUCAACUUCCGCGUGGCUGCCAAGUGGAACAUCGACCCAUCAAAGAUCGUGCGAACCGUCCAUGUCCUGGAUCGCGGCCUCGAGGUUGAAAUGGAUGACGACGUCAUUGCAGAACUGAGAGAAGGCCAGGACAUGAAGCUCGAAAUCAAGGAGCUUACGGACGAUGUUCAGCCCAAGCGAGAAUGGGACAUGGUUGUCGACCCCAACGAAGGCGACGCCGCGGACCAACCAUCUUUGCACGGAGGCUACGAAUUGCGCCUCAACUUCUAA
Colletotrichum karsti is the source of this 2130-nucleotide messenger RNA. Its product is annotated as cp2 transcription. The transcript has a single exon. Gene Ontology annotation, molecular function: DNA-binding transcription activator activity, RNA polymerase II-specific; RNA polymerase II cis-regulatory region sequence-specific DNA binding. Gene Ontology annotation, biological process: regulation of transcription by RNA polymerase II. The record is from RefSeq and is a predicted model, not a curated record. NCBI's taxonomy places the organism in Eukaryota, Fungi, Ascomycota, Sordariomycetes, Glomerellales, Glomerellaceae. Gene Ontology annotation, cellular component: nucleus.